UGGCAGGUCCACACAGGCGCUGUCAGUUCACUGACAGGAAAGCACAAACGCUAUCAGCAUGGCGGAGAUUGGCGUAAACAAGAAUGCUUCUACAGAUGAGCUACAGAGCGUCGUGGGUAAAGGAAAAUUUAAAAGAGCCGAAGACAUCUUGUUUUACAAGAGACAGAAAGCCAGAGCUGAGUCUCAGUACUGUGCCUUACUGGACACUUUAGUCCUGCAAGAGAGAGCAGCUGCUGUGGAGCUGUGUGAGUCCUACUCUCAGGAACAUUUGCUUCUUCUAAUCCAUGAAAUUCCUAAUGGAUCUCUGAGGUUUAAGAUUGAUGAACUGCAGCCUGUCCGACCUCGCUAUAAAGCUGCAGAUGUCUUGAUUGGAGAACCCGAAUAUGAGCAGUUGAGGAUUGAGUGGAAGAGAGCUGACUGUGUUUCUCUGACCUGGGGUUCAGGGCAGUACCAUGUCCAGGUCUUUGCUUUCCCCUUCCACUUAGAGAUUCUCUAUGAGGGCGAGGCGAUUGUCACAUUUAAUCCUAAAGGCAGACUCUGCUUUGAGACACUGUGUAAUCCAGCCAGGCCAUCCUCCAGUUCAUAUCAGGGUGAAGAAAAUCCUUUAGGGCUGUGGAAGGAGACUUUCACACAGUUUCAAGACAUCAAUGCAAAAGGUCACAGUUCAGUGGGUAUUGACCUUCGGCUCCAUGGUUUCAGCCACGCUUAUGGUAUUCCUGAGCAUGCAGAUUCUCUCCAGUUGAAGGACACCAGUGGCAGUGAACCGUAUCGAUUGUACAACCUGGAUGUGUUUGCCUAUGAGAUCAACAGCAGACUGGGGCUUUAUGGUUCUGUUCCUCUUCUGAUAGCUCACAAGCCAGACAGGACGCUGGGGGUGUUCUGGCUCAACACCUCUGAAACUCUGGUAGAUCUGCAGUAUGGCUCAAGCUAUCAGGAGCAGGGAGAGGAUGGCCCACCAGUGAAGAAGAGCAGGGAAAAUCCUCAAAUCGAUGUGGGCUGGGUGUCAGAGAGUGGACAAAUUGAUUGUUUCAUACUGCUUGGACCUUCACCGACCCAAGUGUUUUCUCAGUAUGCACAACUCACAGGAUACCAAGCCUUGCCACCUUUGUUUUCCCUGGGAUAUCACCAGUGUCGCUGGAGCUAUAAGGAUGAAGAGGACGUGAAAGCUGUGGAUGCUGGCUUCGACUGCCAUACCAUCCCUUAUGAUGUAAUCUGGCUGGACAUAGACCACACUGAAGGGAAACGCUACUUCACCUGGGAUUCCAAACUGUUUUCUCACCCAGUGGACAUGCAGCUCCAUUUGCAGAGAAAGAAAAGGAAGAUGGUGGUUAUCAAUGAUCCCCAUAUCAAGGCUGACCCUGAUUGGCCUUUUUUUUGUGAAGCCAGAGAUGGUGGCCAUUUUGUGAAAGACAGCAAUGGUGGUGUUUAUCAUGGAACAUGCUGGCCAGGCGAUUCCUGCUACUUGGACUUCAGUAGCUCAAGGACAAGGUCGUGGUAUGCCAGACAGUUUUCACUUGACAAGUAUAAAGGGUCUACAGGGUCCUUGUUUGUGUGGAAUGACAUGAACGAGCCCUCUGUCUUUAAUGGACCAGAGCAGACAAUGCCUAAAGACGUGGUUCAUUGCUCAGGCUGGGAACACAGGGAAUUACACAACCUGUAUGGCUUUUUCCAGCACAUGGCAACUGUUGAGGGUUUGAUAACUCGCUCUGGUGGCUUGGAGAGACCAUUUGUUCUGUCACGCUCCUUCUUUGCUGGGUCUCAGAGAAUGGGUGCUGUAUGGACAGGGGACAAUGUUGCUACCUGGGAGUAUUUGAAGAUCUCAAUCCCUAUGCUGUUGUCAUUGAGUGUCACUGGAAUGCAGUUUUGUGGGGCUGAUGUAGGAGGCUUUGUGCAGAAUCCAGACCCAGAGUUGCUGGUGCGCUGGUACCAGGCGGGGGCGCUGCAGCCUUUCUAUAGAGGCCACUCAGAUAGACGGACCAAGCGGCGGGAGCCCUGGCUGUUUGGGAGCACAGUCACUUCAGCAGUGCGAUCAGCAAUCCAACAGAGAUACUGCCUCCUGCCUUACUGGUACACUCUCUUUCACCUAGCCCAUACCUCAGCAUUGCCCCCAAUGAGACCUCUGUGGGUGGAGUUCCCGAAGGAGACAGAAACCUUCACUGUGGAAAACCAGUACAUGAUUGGCAGUGCACUCCUGGCCUGUCCUGUGACUGACCCAGGAGUCACAGCAGUCAAGAUUUUACUGCCAGGGUCAGAUGAGCUGUGGUAUGAUGUCAGCAACGGUGAGGUGCACAGAGGAGGAAAGACUCUGACACUUCCUGUGACUCUGGAGACGGUACCUGUGCUGCAGCGUGGAGGAACAGUUGUGACCAGGAGAACAGGCUGUGGUUCCUGCACUGCUGAUCUCCAGCAGCAUCCCUUCACUCUUACUGUUGCUCCAGACUUGGAGGGCAAUGCGGAAGGUCUGCUGUAUGAGGAUGAUGGACACUCGUUCAGCUAUAGGGACAAAAAGCAGUUCUGCUUGCGUAAAUUCUCUCUGCAGACUGGUAGACUGAUUAGCAGCUGUGCAGAUGAAGAAGCGCUCUUCAUCUCUGGUGGCAAACUGGAGUCAGUGGUGAUUCUGGGUCAGAAGAGUGUGAAAAGGAAACCUACUCUAAAAUCACGUGAGAUAUAUUUAUAUCACUGUGCUUAUUAUAAGUUCGGGGUGUCCCACAAGUCUCCAUAUAUAGGGGACUAUGUAUACCAGCACCAUGUUGGUUGUGUCUUCAUCAGUGGAUGCUGGUGAAAGUUCACUUCUAGGUUGGUUCGCAACACUUCCAGUCUUUCUGAAUUUGUUAAUGUUUGGCAGCAGUGUUGUGUGUGUUGUUGCCAUGUUUCCUGUCAAAGUCCAUCGCAACCUUGCAACAGUUUCCCAAUCCAACCAUGAAAAUACUUUUAAUACUUUUUAUUUUUUAUUAUUAUUUUUUAUUUUUGUCAAAUUAAUUUCUUAAAGGCGAUCUGGAAAAAUAUAUAUAAUCUAAACUAAGUAUGAAAAUAUUUUUGGAAGAAAAAUUUGCUAAAAAGUGUUAAUUUGUAUUUACCGUACGACUUUUGGGACACUGUACAGUCUAUUUGUUUUUAAGGUAGCAAUCACAUUGAUUAUACUGUUUUAUAGUACUCAUUUGGAAAUAUUAAUUCAUUCUGACAUGGAAGAAAGCCUACAGUAAAGCAUGUUGCAAUAUUUUGGACUGUAUUACUUUUUCCAUUCUGUAUUAAUCCAGUUCCUUUCUCAAUCCAGCUGCAGGGAAGAACACGGUUUCGUUUCAGUUUGAACCAAAGCAAGCUCUGUUGACGCUAACUGGUUUGGACCUGGAGAUACACACAGAUUGGGAAAUCAGAAUAUAACAACAUAUUAGUAGGUAGUUUAUUAAUAAUUAGCAGGAAAACAAUUCAGGGCCUUCUCUGUGCAUGUUCAGUUUUUCUAUAAAUGAACAUGGUUUUUUAUUGUUUUUAUGGCAAUAAUAGAUGUUUUAUUUUCAAAGGCACUUUGAUGUGUUUUUUAUGUGUUUAAGUUGUGUGUUCGACCGAGAAAAGCAAAUAAUUGUGAGAUCAAUUAAAUUUCUGAAUGGAAGUCAAAAGGGAAGUUGAAAAUUGAAGCAUUGUAAUCUAUCUGAUUUAUUUACUUCCUGUUUUGUGUUAAUAUCUGGCCAUAAAGCCCUGCACUACAUGGCCAUGAUUUAUGCAACAAUGCUAACUUUGUAAUGUUUUGUUACAUAAAGACAUGAA
Ictalurus furcatus (blue catfish) is the source of this 3762-nucleotide messenger RNA. RefSeq names its product glucosidase, alpha; neutral C (gene ganc). NCBI's taxonomy places the organism in Eukaryota, Metazoa, Chordata, Actinopteri, Siluriformes, Ictaluridae. Gene Ontology annotation, molecular function: alpha-1,4-glucosidase activity; carbohydrate binding. The record is from RefSeq and is a predicted model, not a curated record. The coding region runs from base 59 to 2782 and encodes 907 amino acids. Gene Ontology annotation, biological process: N-glycan processing; carbohydrate metabolic process. The transcript has 23 exons.